GUUCAUCCGGUUCACAUGAUCAUGGCGGUACCUGCUGUUGCUGCUGAUUCUUCCUCCGUAGAAAACAUGCCAGAAACUGCUAAUGGACCCACGGAGGACUUCACCGAGGCCCAGAAGCGACCGCAGUUCGGCACUCGCUUCCUCACAGACCCGCGACAGGUGUUUCAGCACAACGCGUGGGAUAAUGUAGAGUGGUCAGCAGAACAGGAGGAGGCUGCCCAGAAGAAAGUGCAGGAAAACGGUCAACCUCUCCCAGCAGAAAAACAAGAGGAGUUUGACAGCAGGGCUAAUGAGUACUGGAACGAUUUCUACACCAUUCACGAGAACCGUUUCUUCAAGGAUCGCCACUGGCUGUUUACAGAGUUCCCUGAGCUGGCCCCUCGACAAAAGGCUCCACAUGACAGUGAGGAGAUGGGAACCGCAGUUCAGUAUGGGUUAAAUGGUGGUGAAGAUGUUCCCUCGUCGCACAUAGACACUACAUUUCCUGGAGCCUCUGCAUCCUAUCGCAUCCUGGAGGUGGGCUGUGGAGUAGGCAAUACAGUCUUUCCCAUCUUAAAAACCAACAAUGACCCAGGUCUCUUUGUUUAUGGUUGUGAUUUCUCCAGCACGGCUGUUGACCUUGUCAAAUCAAACCCUGAGUAUGACUCGUCGCGCUGUCACGCAUUUGUCCAUGAUAUGAGUGAUGCGUCUGCAGAGUAUCCAAUGCCAGACCGCAGUCUGGACGUCAUUGUCCUCAUAUUUGUGCUGUCUGCCCUGCAUCCACAGAAGAUGCAGAACUCCAUUAAUAGAUUAGCACGAUUGCUGAAACCCGGAGGAGUGUUACUAUUGAGAGACUAUGGUCGCUAUGACAUGGCACAGCUUCGUUUCAAAAAAGGGAGGUGCUUGUCUGAAAAUUUCUAUGUUAGAGGGGAUGGGACACGCGUCUACUUUUUCACACAAGAUGAGCUGCAUGAUCUGUUUUCCAGUGCUGGCUUGGAGAAGGUCCAGAACAUGGUGGACCGGCGCUUACAGGUGAACAGAGGAAAGCAGCUGACAAUGUACAGAGUCUGGUUACAGUGCAAGUAUCGUAAGGUCCUGGCGCCGCCUUAGAAUCAAGGUUGCUUAUUUGGAGAGAUAGAGAACAUCUGGGCUGAACCACGAAGAUGUGGUGACAUGGUUGUUUUAAAGAUGAUGGACAGGUUGUAACAACUUUGAAGAUUGCGGUGCUGAAACAUGCCAUUAAGCGUGCUGAACGCACUGAGUGGAAUGGAGACUCAAUCUUAUGCAGCCUACUUGGAAAUGCUGAUGGAGGACAUGAUGCAUCUGAGGACCAUAAACUGUUUGUUCAUCAACUGAGUGAUGUUUUUAAGGACUUUUUAAAUGUUAUGAAUAAACUACAUGACGGUAUUAAAUAAAAGCAU
Rhinichthys klamathensis goyatoka is the source of this 1400-nucleotide messenger RNA. It is a transcript of the gene mettl2a, whose product is annotated as methyltransferase 2A, methylcytidine. NCBI's taxonomy places the organism in Eukaryota, Metazoa, Chordata, Actinopteri, Cypriniformes, Leuciscidae. Bases 16 to 1089 code for a protein of 357 amino acids. Gene Ontology annotation, molecular function: tRNA (cytidine-N3)-methyltransferase activity. The transcript has 9 exons. The record is from RefSeq and is a predicted model, not a curated record.